Molecule: messenger RNA, 657 nt
Organism: Megalops cyprinoides (Indo-Pacific tarpon)
Lineage: Eukaryota; Metazoa; Chordata; Actinopteri; Elopiformes; Megalopidae
Gene: cltrn
Product: collectrin, amino acid transport regulator
Exons: 6
Coding region: 1-657 (218 amino acids)
Source: RefSeq, a predicted model, not a curated record
AUGGUGUCCAGGCUCCCGUUUCUUCUCUGCCUUCUUCUGGCCCUGGCGUCGGCCCUGGCAACAAAUCUGUGUAAACCCGAAGCUGACAAUGGCUACAAAGUGCGUCUCAGUAUCAAGACAGCUCUGGGGGAUAAAGCAUAUGAGUGGAACGAGAGUGAGAUGUUUUUAUUCAGGGCUACGCUGGCCUUUGCCAUGAGGAAGCACUUCAACACAGAAACAUAUGAUGUCUCCAACAUACUCGUCUGUAAUGACACCCCUCGCGUCUCCUUCUGGUUCGUGGUCACCAAACCUGAGAAUACGUCACAGCUUGUCCCUGGAGCACAGGUGGAAGUGGCUGUGAGGAAAUCGAGAAACCGGAUCAACAGUGCCUUCCUGUUGACAGAUCAGACGCUGCAGUUCUUGGGCAUCCCCCCUACACUAGCUGCCCCAUAUGAGCCUGCCACACCUCCCUGGCUUAUUGUUUUUGGCGUGGUCAUCAGUCUCGUCACCAUCGGAAUCCUUGCACUCCUCAUAUCUACCUUCGUGCAAAAGAGGCGCAAAGGAAAAGCAAUGCCUGAGGAAGAGAAGAUGGAGAAUGUCUAUGAGAAUAGCCUGGAGGGGAAAUCUGGGGCUCUCAAUGGAGGAUUCGUGGAGGACGACAAAUACACACAGCUGUAG